AUGUCUCGCUAUGUGCAACGUCCGGAAAAUGCUCUGAAAAGAGCGAACGAAUUCAUCGAUGUUGGUAAGAAGGCGCGUGCCCUGGACACCCUCCAGGAGGUGUUCCGGGCGAAGAAAUGGAACUACAACUGGUCCGAGUCGGUCAUCGAACCGGUCAUGUUCAAGUAUCUGGAUCUUUGCGUGGAGCUGAAGAAAUCGCAUAUCGCGAAGGAAGGUCUGUUCCAGUACCGGAACAUGUUCCAGCUGGUGAACGUAGGCUCGCUAGAGAAUGUGAUCCGCGGUUACCUGAAGAUGGCUGAGGAGCGCACGGAACAAGCGCAACAGCAGUCGUCCCAGGCCAUCCUGGACAUAGACGAUCUGGACAAUUUGGCUACGCCCGAAUCGAUCCUGAUGAGUGCGGUGUGCGGCGAAGACGCUCAAGAUCGCUCGGACCGUACGAUCCUGCUGCCGUGGGUAAAGUUUCUGUGGGAAAGCUACUGCCAGUGUUUGGAGCUGCUGAAGGUGAAUUCGCACUGCGAAACGCUGUACCACGACAUUGCCCGGAUGGCAUUUCAGUUCUGUCUGAAGUACAACCGCAAGAUGGAGUUCCGCAAGCUGUGCGAGAAGCUGCGCAAGCAUCUGGAGGACAUUAGCAAGGUAUCGUCGCAGACGGCGAAUGUGAGCAUCUCGAAGCCGGAAACGCAGCAGCUCAAUCUGGAGACGCGCUUGCAUCAGCUCGACUCUGCCAUCCAGAUGGAGCUGUGGCUGGAGGCGUAUAAGGCCAUCGAGGACAUUCAUGGGCUGAUGGCAAUGUCGAAGAAAACGCCACUACCGAAGACAAUGGCACUGUACUACACGAAGCUGGCCAUGGUGUUCUGGAAGGCAGGCAAUCAGCUGUUCCACGCCUCGGCACUGCUGAAACUGUUCCAGCUGUCGCGUGAUAUGAAGAAGAACGUAACAGCAGAGGAAAUCCAGCGCAUGACGACGCAUGUACUGAUUGCCACGUUAGCUAUUCCGCUACCAUCGGCCCAUCCGGAGUUUGAUCGGUUCAUCGAAACGGACAAGAGUCCCAUGGAGAAGGCACAGCGUCUGGCGUUCCUGCUCGGGCUGCAACAAUCACCCUCCAGGGCUCUCUUGCUCAAGGAGCUGAUCCGAUUGAAUGUUCUGCAGCUGGCAGCGCCCCAAUUUCGUCACCUCUACCAUCUGCUGGAGGUGGAGUUUGAUCCACUGAAUCUGUGUGAACAGGUGCAAAAGAUCGUGGACGACAUUGAGGCUGAUCCGAACUCGGUGUACGGACAGUACGUGCAGGCCUUGAAGGACGUUACGUUGGUGCGGCUGGUGCGUCAAAUUUCACAAGUAUAUCAAACGAUUGAGUUCCCGCGUCUGUUGGAGUUGGCAAAGUUUGCCGAUUACCACCACCUGGAGCGCAUUCUGGUGGACUGUGUGCGUCACAACGAUAUGCAGAUUACGAUCGACCAUCGCAACGGGUGUGUACAUUUCGGAACGGAUCUUUCGGAGAGCCAGCGGGAGGACCAUCCGGACGGGCCGACGCUGCAGUCGAUGCCCUCGGAGCAGAUCCGGUCGCAGCUGGUCAAUAUGUCGGUGGUGUUGCACAGGGCCAUUGCUACGAUCGAUCCGAACCGCAAGAAGGAGGAAAGGGAACGAUUGCGCGCGCAAAUGGUGCAUCAGUACGAGGAGAACGCGGACAAGGAGCACCAACGCAUUUUGCAGCGCCAGAAGAAGAUCGAAGAUCGCAAGGAAUACAUCGAGCGGAUGAAUCAGGAGCGCGAGGAGGAAGAGCUGCGCCAGGCAGAGGAGCAGGCUCGUAUGUUGAAGCUGGCCGAACAGCGCCGGCUGGAAGCGGAGAACGAGGAACGGGAGCGCAAGCGGCACGAAAACGAGCUGCAGAUGAUGAAGGAGCGCAACAUGAAGGAGAAGAUCGAACAGAUCAAACAGACCGCUACCGGGCAGAAGCUGCUGAAGAAGCUGGACGAGGAAGAGAUCCGCAAGCUGAACACGGAAGAGAUUGCGGCCCGCGAAGCGGAAGAACGUCUGAAGGAGCGCAAGGCGCAUGACAACAACCUGAAGACGCAGGAAAAGAAGAUCGAUUACUUCGAGCGUGCCAAGCGGCUGGAGGAGAUUCCGCUCAUCGAGAAGUAUCUGCUGGACCGUUCGGUGCAGGACAAAGAGUUCUGGGAGAAGCAGGAAGCGGACCGCAUUGAGGCGGCCAUUGCCGAGCGCAAGAAUGCGGAGGCGUGCCAGGAACGGUUGAAGCGAAUGUUGCCCGAUCGCGAUGUGUACUGGCAGCAGCUGAAGAACGAGCGUGGCAAUCAGUUCGCGGAAAAGUUGAAGCUUUUCAAUUUGGCGCUGGAAGAGGAACGCAAACGUCGGUUGGCAGAUCGCGUUGUUAAGCGCCGCGAGGAGCGCCGUAUGAAGUGGCUGAAGGAGAAGGAGGAGGAACGGCGCCGUAUUGAGGAAGAAAUUCGCAAGCAGAAGGAAGAGGCAGAUCGCAUUGAGCGUGAGCGCCGUGCCGAGGAGAGACGCAUUGCGGACGAAAAGAACCGCCAGCUGGCGGAGAAGCAGCUCGCUAUUGCGGAAGAGGUGGAGCGCAGACGGAAGGAAGAGCUUGAGCAGAUGAAAGAAGCGGACGGUCGUCGGGACCGGCGUGCUGGAGGUGCCAGUGAUCCGAAACCUGAAGAAAGCUGGCGUAGAGGGCCAGCGGCUGCUACCCCUAAUCCUGCCGCCACCACUAGUGAUGAACCGAAGAAGAAUGUCUGGCAGGCAUCUGGCCGAUAUGCACCCGGACCCCGUGAGCGAGGUGCAGAGACAGGAGCCAAAGAUAAGUGGCGUACGGGGCCGGAAGAUCACGAGAAGGAUGGAGGUGCACGUGAAGGUGGCGGUAUGCGUCGUGGAGGGGAGAUGCGUCGUGGACAGGAUGACCGUGGACCUAUCCGACGUGGUGCUGGUGGUGAUGACCGUGGCGAGCGUGACGAUCGUGGACCGAUCCGUCGUGGUGGUGCUCCACCGGCAACUGGAGGUCCACGCCGCGGAGAUGAUCGUCCGGGCGGUGGGUUCAAUCGUGAUCGUCGCGAUGACCGUGGUCCACGAGGCGGUGACCGUGAUAACAAUUGGCGCCGCGGUCCGGCCGAAAAUAGCGAUGAAAACCGACGCGGCCCGGGACAGCGUGAUGAAGGACGACAGGACACUUGGCGCAAUCCGCGUCAGGAGGCUGCACCCAAACCGAAAGAAGAACGACCACAGCGUGAACCUCGCCCUCAGGAAAAUGUACCCCCACGCAGUAACGCCGGCCCAGAUGAAGAAGGAUGGACGGAUGUGAAACACCGUUAG
Messenger RNA from Anopheles marshallii, 3327 nucleotides. It is a transcript of the gene eIF3a, whose product is annotated as eukaryotic translation initiation factor 3 subunit A. NCBI's taxonomy places the organism in Eukaryota, Metazoa, Arthropoda, Insecta, Diptera, Culicidae. The transcript is spliced from 3 exons. Gene Ontology annotation, cellular component: multi-eIF complex; eukaryotic translation initiation factor 3 complex, eIF3m; eukaryotic translation initiation factor 3 complex, eIF3e. Gene Ontology annotation, molecular function: translation initiation factor activity; mRNA binding. Gene Ontology annotation, biological process: formation of cytoplasmic translation initiation complex; translation reinitiation. The record is from RefSeq and is a predicted model, not a curated record. Bases 1 to 3327 code for a protein of 1108 amino acids.